Tilletiopsis washingtonensis is the source of this 1419-nucleotide messenger RNA. RefSeq names its product zf-UBP-domain-containing protein. Gene Ontology annotation, cellular component: cytoplasm. Gene Ontology annotation, biological process: protein ubiquitination; Ras protein signal transduction. The transcript has 8 exons. The annotation marks the transcript as partial. NCBI's taxonomy places the organism in Eukaryota, Fungi, Basidiomycota, Exobasidiomycetes, Entylomatales. The record is from RefSeq and is a predicted model, not a curated record. Gene Ontology annotation, molecular function: ubiquitin protein ligase activity; zinc ion binding.
CCAGAGGCGAGGACGACUGUCAUCACCGACGACAGCGAGGAGGAUGCCGGCACGAUCCUCGCCGUGCUCGCGGUGCCGUCGCACAUCCAUGCCGCCGACUGGCUGGCGUUCGUUGAGGGCGCCGUCGAGGCCUUCGAGCACGUCCGCAUCAUCAGAGAGUCGUCGCCCGGCCGCGUGCUCAUCCUGUGCAAGUUCCGCGAUGCCAUCGACGCCGAGUAUUUCUACAAGGAGUACAACAACGUGCCCUUCAACGCCAUGCACCCCGACCUCUGCCGCAUCGUCUAUGUCACCGCCGUCACACUGUCGGCGGGCACGCAGCCCAGCGCCGAGUCGCUGGCUAACUCGGACCCCUGGCCGCUGCCGCCUGCACCGCGUCGCGGCGACGAGCUCGAGCUGCCGACGUGCCCCGUGUGCCUCGACCGCAUGGACAGCUCGGUGACGGGCCUCAUGACGAAUGUCUGCGAGCACUCGUUCCACUGCGCGUGCCUCAGUCGCUGGGAGGACUCGAGGUGUCCCGUCUGCCGCUACUCGCAGACUCGGCGCGGCCGUGCGCUCGUCGACAGCAGCGACGCAGAGGAGGAGCGCGCAGAAGAGUCGCGCGAGAGCGCCUGCGGUGUCUGCGGCACGCAGGAGGACCUCUGGGUCUGCCUCAUCUGUGCAGCGGUUGGAUGCGGCCGCUACCGCGGCGGCCAUGCGCACUCGCACUUCAACUCAAGCGCCCACGCCUACUCGCUCGAGCUGGAGACACAGCGCGUGUGGAGUUACGUCGAGGACGCCUACGUGCACCGCCUCAUCCAGAGCAAGGCCGACGGGAAGCUCGUCGAGCUGCCGUCGGCGUCGGCGGCGCCGCCGAUGCGGGCUGGAGGCUCGCGCGACGUCGCCGCGCACCCGCCGCGCGAGCGCCUGGGCCGCGCCGAGGAGAGCGAGAAGCUCGAGGCCAUGGGCGCCGAGUACUCGUUCCUGCUCACGAGCCAGCUCGACACGCAGCGCAGCUUCUACGAAGAGCAGGUGCGCGGCGCACAGUCUAAGCUCUCCGACGCGCUGGCCGCGCUGGACGCCGCGCACUCGGCGACUUCGUCCUCUUCCACGCGCGAGGCGGCCCUUGAGGCGCGCAUCGCCGCGCUGGAGGAGGAGGCCUCGCUCGCCCGCGCCGCCGCGGCGCGCAGCGAGGCGCGUGCACAGAAGGCGCUCGAGGUGGCGCGGCGUGCGCAGAGCGAGCUCUCGAGCGAGCGCAGCGUCAGCGAGGGCCUGAUGCGCCGCCUCGAGGCAGGCAAAGCGGGCGAGACGAAGCUGGCGGUCGACGUGGCGGAGCUGAAGGUGCAAAAUGCCGACCUGCAGGAGCAGAUGCGUGACCUGAUGUUCUUCAUCGACGCGCGCGAGAAGCUCAAGGACGGCGAGGCGGCCGGCGGCGACAUUGAG